AGAAAAGAGGUUUUGAAUGUUCCCCCACCCUGCCUGUCCCUCUAGCUGUCAGAGAGGUGCGCUGUGUUGCAUCGGGUCCCAAUCGCAUCCCUUUCUCCUCCCUCCGCCGCCCACAGUCGCAGUAUGGUCGCCGCGCCGCUCCCUCCUCGAACUUUCCCUUCCAGUCGCCCCUCUCCUUGGACCUUUUAUAACCCAGAUCCACUCCCCCGACUCCGUCCAUGUCUCCCUCCACCAAACAUCAGUCGUACUAGAGAUCUCGUCGUACUAAUCAACCAACACUCGUCGCGCUUCGCCUAGCGGUUUACGAGUCAUGGACGCGACGCCGGAGGAGUUCCUGCGGACGGGCGGCUACCUCGUCGACCCGGAGCCGCUCUCCCCGUCCCUCUUCCUCGAUCUGCCACCCACGCCCCGCGCCGACGGUCCUCCCGCCGCCGCCGCCUCCGCCGCGGCCGACCUCGACCUCGACUUCAUCUCGCGCAUGCUCAUGGAGGAGGACAUCGACGACAAGUUCUUCUACCAGUACCCCGACCAGCCCGCCCUCCUCGCCGCCCAGCGCCCGUACGCCCAAAUCAUCUCCGACACCACCUCCUCCGGAUCCCCUACGGGAACCACUGCCACCUCCUCCGACGACUCUGUCAUCAACAGCAACACCGCAACAUCCUCCUCUGACGACACCACCAACUACACCUGGCCCUACGACCCAAUCGAGCUCUCCCAGCUUCUCCGCUCCCCGCCUUACGACGGCGACAUGGGGUUCGGCGGCCUCGUCACCGACUCCCCCGCCGACGAGGAUACCAGAAGCUCGUUCUUUCCCGGCGACGGCGCCCCAACUGCGGAGUUCCAGCAGAGUGCGGCGCUCUUCAAGGGCGCGGCUGAAGGUGGCACCACGUCAUUUGGCCAGAACGGCGGCAGCCCGGGCACCCAGAAUUCGGCAAUCUUGAAUGACCCGGCGGUGGAGGAGGAGGCCAAGCCGGCGGUGUUUUACGAUGGCGAUGGUGACCAGGGCGCGCUGGUCUCGGCCUUCUUCAGUGGCCAGACCGGCAGCGACAUGGAGAUGCUCAAUAUGGCAUUCCUCAAGGGCAUGGAGGAGGCCAACAAGUUCUUGCCGACCAACAACACCCUCCCCGAGGUCAUCUCCGACAAGCCCGCGCUGCGCGGCUUCACCGUCAAGAAGGAGGAGUUGGUAGAUGGGACGCUGACGUCCGGCAAUGGUCGGGGCCGCAGGUACAGGCACGACGUGGAUGACCUGGAGGCGGAGACUGGCAGGAACAGCAAGCUGAUGAUGCCGGAGCACGAGGAAACUGGUGCACGCGAGAUGUUCGACGAAAUAAUGCUAGAGGGGUACGAGAUGUGCAUGAAGGGGAUGGAGGACCUGCGUGUCGCCAUGGACAGCGAGGCCAAGAAGAACAAUACGAAAGGCACCGGGAAGGCGGCGCGCGCAAAGAGGGGCACGAGCGAGGUGGUCGACCUGCACACCAUGCUCAUCCACUGCGCGCAGGCAGUGGCCGCGGGCGACCGUCGGAGCGCGACCGAGCUACUCAAGCAGAUCCGGCAGCACUCUGGGCCGAGGGGGGACGCCACGCAGAGGCUUGCACAUUGUUUUGCCGAGGGACUGGAAGCGCGGCUUGCAGGCACCGGGAGCCAGGUGUACCAAUCACUCGUAGCCAAGCGCACCUCGGUCGUGGAGUUCCUCAAGGCCUACAAGCUGUUCAUGGCAGCUUGCUGCUUCAAGAAGGUGAGUUUCGGAUUCGCCAACCUGACCAUCUUGGAUGCCGUGGUGGGGAAGAGCCGCUUGCACAUUGUGGAUUUCGGUGUGCAGUAUGGACUCCAGUGGCCGGGCUUGAUGCGUUUGCUGGCGGAAAGGGACGGCGGGCCACCGGAGGUGAGGAUCACCGGCAUUGACCUCCCGCAACCUGGGUUCCGUCCAGCCUGCCAGAUUGAGGAGACAGGCCGCCGGCUCAGCAAUUGUGCCCGCGAGUUUGGCGUCCCAUUCAAGUUCCACAGUAUCGCAGCAAAGUGGGAGACAGUGCGUGCCGAGGACCUAGGAAUCGACCGAAAUGAGGUGCUUGUUGUCCUUUGCCAGUGCGGUUUGAGUAACCUGAUGGACGAGAGCCUUGUCACAGACGGCCUAAGCCCCAGAGAUUUGGUUCUCAGAAACAUUCGGAACAUGAGGCCUGAUGUGUUCAUCCAAUGUGUUGCAAAUGGCACAUAUGGCGCACCCUUCUUUGUUACACGGUUCAGGGAGGCUCUGUUCUUCUACUCAGCGCACUUCGACAUGCUGGAUGCAACCAUCCCCCGGGAUAACGAUGAGAGGCUGCUCAUCGAGCGGGAUAUCAUCGGGCGGGCUGCAUUGAAUGUCAUUGCCUGUGAGGGUGCAGAUCGGGUGGAUCGCCCUGAGACUUAUAAGCAAUGGCAGGUGCGGAACCACCGUGCUGGCCUGAGGCAGCUGCCACUGAACCCGGAGAUUGUUAAGCUUGCGAAGGAAAAGGUCAAGAACCACUACCACAAAGACUUUAUCAUCGAUGUGGAUCACCAGUGGUUGCUGCGGGGGUGGAAAGGGCGAGUACUCUACGCUGUGUCGGCAUGGAUUGCUGAGGAUGAUAGCUAGAAGGUAAUGUUAUUGAUGUUGGUCUAUUCUUUUGUUUGUUACCAACAGAAAGCUAUGGUCCAGCAGCUCUGGUUUAGUGGACUAUCAUUUCAAGAUGGUUUGGACUGGUGAUGGUACUUCUAUGGUAGGAGUAAGUAGAGAGUAAUAAUACUAUGUAAAUUAGAUUCUUAGUAAUGAGUAUGAUUUAUUUAGGUAUACUUAUGAACAUAUUGCUCCAGAGCAAUUUUACAAAAUAAAGAACCCUGUUUUUCUUGUCCA
Messenger RNA from Brachypodium distachyon (stiff brome), 2866 nucleotides. Its product is annotated as scarecrow-like protein 34. The transcript has a single exon. The record is from RefSeq and is a predicted model, not a curated record. Gene Ontology annotation, cellular component: nucleus. The coding region runs from base 311 to 2608 and encodes 765 amino acids. Gene Ontology annotation, molecular function: DNA-binding transcription factor activity; sequence-specific DNA binding. Lineage: Eukaryota; Viridiplantae; Streptophyta; Magnoliopsida; Poales; Poaceae. Gene Ontology annotation, biological process: regulation of DNA-templated transcription.